AUGUUGCUUGGCGAUGACAUUGGCGAGAGCACGGAGGGGACAAAGGUUGAGUUUACUCUCGGGGACAUUGAUUUGGAUCAACCUACAGCUGUGCUAUCUCAGUUGAACGUUUGGUUGAAUGAUGAAGGUAAUGCUGUGGAACGAGGGGUCCAAUUACGGAAGAGGAAGAGGAUUAUUACUAUGUGGAAGAUCUUUGAAGCUAGUGAAUUGGUUCAAAAAAAUUUGCCAGAGACAACCCGACUUCGGACGUUAGACCCAAUGAAGGCGAUUCCGCAUGAUGACAUGGUGAAAUUGCUGAAACUUUGUUGGGAAUUGCGCCAUAACCCAAAUUUGGUGAUGCAAUUUGGCAACGUAGAAGCUGAGAUUGAAUUCUUCGCUUCCCUCGUCAAAGCUGACGGUUGGCUGAAAGGAGAUCACAUUGAUUUGGGGUUGUAUCUCAUCCGGAAGCGACAACAAGAGUUGGAGGAAGUAGAAAUAUCGGACUGGACAACGACCGAUGUAUUUUUUAUGGAUUUCUAA
Prunus armeniaca (apricot) is the source of this 519-nucleotide messenger RNA. The record is from the annotation of a GenBank genome assembly. NCBI's taxonomy places the organism in Eukaryota, Viridiplantae, Streptophyta, Magnoliopsida, Rosales, Rosaceae.